This is a messenger RNA of Botrytis deweyae, 2031 nucleotides long. RefSeq lists its product as uncharacterized. NCBI's taxonomy places the organism in Eukaryota, Fungi, Ascomycota, Leotiomycetes, Helotiales, Sclerotiniaceae. The coding region runs from base 1 to 2031 and encodes 676 amino acids. The transcript has a single exon. The record is from RefSeq and is a predicted model, not a curated record.
AUGGAAGUCCUCUCAAAAUAUUCUUACACACCCCUCGACACCACCAAGCCUUCAAUUCGUCUCCUCCGUCUCCAGCGCAACGAACAAGGUUCAAUCAGCGGCUUGUUAGAAAGUUUUUCCCUUGAUGAUUCGGAGCGUCCAGUCUUUAGGACUUUGUCUUACGUUUGGGGCCCUAAAGUGUUUCCUCAUAACAUCUUUAUCAACGGGUAUCCGUUUCCUGUUUUGAGCAGUCUUCACCCAUUUUUAGAGAUCAUCUGUGAUGACGAAAAAUUAAAGCAAAGUUGGUGGUGGAUUGAUUCAAUUUGCAUUGAUCAAAAUGUGGGACCAAUUGCAGAAGUGGAGCGCAAUAUCCAGGUCGCUAUGAUGAGGAGAAUUUACGAGAAAUCAGAUAGGACUAUCGGCUGGCUCGGUCUGGGAGACGAGGAGGGCGAGCAAGCAAUCAAAUUUUUGAAGAUAUUAGCAAACCAAAAGAAAAGAUUAGAUUUGGUUCACCAAAGAAGACUAGCCGGUGACAAAAGAGCGAAAGAGGAAGAGCUAGGGAAUGAGUUGAGUGAUAGGAGCAAAUGGGCUGCAUUGGAAAAGUUAUUAUUGAGACCUUGGUGGACGAGAGUUUGGACACUUCAAGAGUAUCUUGUUCCACGAAAAUUCGUGUUUCAGUGCGGACAAGAGACCAUAGAUAGACGGAAAUUGACUACAGCAAUGAGUGCGAUAGGCUCAUGCAGGAGAAUUGAUGAGACAUUGCUGGCUCACAAAGCAUUCGAAGCUCCAUGGAUACGUCGUCGUGUAUUUCAUUGGUAUCAAAGAGGCGCUCCGAUACAAUUGAUAGGAUUGAUGGGAUACAUUUCGGAUUACAAAGCUUUGGAUCCUAGGGAUAGAGUUUAUUCUGUUCUCGGCUUGGCUGCGGAUCGAUUCUUGGCUGACCCGCCGAGAUAUCAAGAUAGCUUUGAAGUAGUUUACUCAAAUUUGUUCAAAAGUUUUGUUGAGAAACACAAGACUUUGGAUAUUAUCUGCUUCGUGGACCGGUUCCAUUGUUUAGAAUAUUCGCAUGGCCAGCCAAUACUUCCCUCUUGGGUGCCAGAUUGGAGAGCUGAUGUACAGCCAUGGAUGGUUCCUGCAAUAGCUGCUCAAAGUGGUGCAAAACACGUUGGAAACCUUCGUCCUAUAAUGUUCCGGUAUUCCAAGGGCAACAACUACGAUGUUUUUAUGGCUGGAAAGAGCAAUGUCCCUCUGGAAUACAAUUUCUCCACCGAUCUCCGGAUACUGACCUGCCAAGGAGUCUUCGUAGAUCUUGUCGACGGUAUUGGCGGCCUCAAGGUAGUCUACACAGACGAAGAUAAGACGAACGACGAACUCGCCGAGAUAUAUCAGAGCGUCGAGUCAACAAGCAUACAUGGAACAUCCAAAGCUUCUCAAAGCAACGCCGAGUUACUAACUCAAGCUGAAUUGGACCCUGAACAGGUAUCUAAAUACAUGGAUCACAUCUUUCGCUGCUUGAUGCUGAACCGGCAAGACCGAUAUCUUAGUCAGGACAUAUCAGCCGAAGAAUUUUCGUACCUAGAAUUCCAAGCAUUUUAUUUCGCGGCAAUGACAAGACCGGGUGAUGUACAUCCUCUGUUUCUCGAUUGGUUUGAACGCAAUCGGACACUCCGAAUCGGUUCCCACUCACUCGAGCAGAUAUGCAAAGCGACACCACUUCCGAAGCCUGAGCUCUCCACUGAUUAUGAUUUCAUGGAUAUCUCAACCAACGAACAAGGAUUUAUUUCUCGUCUCAGAGAUACCACCAAAUGGAUGGCGCGAAGACUUAUGACCACCAACCAAGGACUCAUUGGUAUGGUUCCGUGUCGAGCACGGAAAAGCGAUCAAGUUUGGAUCCUGCUUGGAUGUAGUAUUCCGUUAAUUUUGAGAAAGUGGGAGGAUAAUGAAGGCUAUCAAGUGAUUGGAGAAUGUUACCUCCAUGGAUAUAUGAGUGGCGAAAUUCAGGAAGAAGUCAAUAGUGGAAUCAGAAUGGUCGAGGAUAUAUGCUUGUUAUGA